Durusdinium trenchii is the source of this 1251-nucleotide messenger RNA. NCBI's taxonomy places the organism in Eukaryota, Dinophyceae, Suessiales, Symbiodiniaceae. The record is from the annotation of a GenBank genome assembly.
UUGCUCGAAGCAUUUGGCUUGAUGUCCAAGCGGAGUUUGCAAGUUUGAGGGUAGUCAUGGCCAAACUUCUGGAGAAAAGACGAAGGAUUUCAAAGCCGAAUGGAAACUGGAGAGCCCUGCUGCAAAAGAUGAUCGGAUUCAAAGGUUUCAAAGCCUGCUGCUGGGCUGGUUGGGCCUGCAUGAUUUGCUUGGCGCCGUGGAAUCUGACAUGCACCGCCACAUUUGCCAUUUGUUUGUUGUCCUCAUUCAUGCUCGGGUUCUUUUCGUCCGGAAGUGUCCGAUAUCAGUAUCAGAAAAUACACGCGUGGCAUGCAAAAAUCAAAAAGCUAGCUUUGCUAGGAUUGUGUGUGGCUCACGUUGGAUACUACUGGCAGGCUUGCAUGGCUUGCAUAUCCUGGAUUAUUUGUUCUUCCUGGACUUGCAUAUCCUGGAUUGCAUUCUCGAUUCUACAUUUUUCAUGGUCAAGCAUGACUUGGAGUUUGCGUCUAUGUUCCUAUGCUUGGAGUCUUUGCGCCUGGGUUCUGGGCUGGGUUCUGCCAUGGGCUCGCACAUGCUUGUGCUUAGCUGCUGUUCUGUGCCUAAGGAGUCGCUGGUUUUCGCGUCUUUUGGUGAUGCAGUGGUCCAAGGUCUGCAUGAGACGUCGCAGGCCGCCCCCUGAUGGCGAGCAAAUCCGAGCCUACCAUGGCACUCAUGGAAGGAAUGUGAAAAGCAUUUGCCAAGAUGGAUUUCGGCCGUCUCAAGGUGGCAUGCUGGGACCUGGUGUCUACAUCUCCAGGGAUUUAGAGAAAGUUGGGCGCUACAGCCAACCCUAUCGAGGUUCUGGUGUGAUCCUAGAGCUUCAAGUCAGGGUGGGCAAGGUUUGCAUUGUAGACAGGCAACAACAUGUCAACCAAAAGAACUGGCACCAAGACUUUGACACUGCCUGGGUACCAUCGAAUUGCGGCAUGGUGCAUUCGGGGCUUGAAGAGGCUUGCAUUGCCGAUCCUCGGAGCAUUCGUGUAGUGAGGGUUUGGCCAGAUGGCUACUUGUUGCCCAUCCUUUUUCAUGAAGUCACUGAGCUUGCAAGGGAUGCUUGGAAGCUUUGCUUGUAGCCCAAUGUGUAGAUGAUGUGGAGCUAAGUGCAGAAAAGCUUUGCCAGAGGGCGAACAUCAAGCAGGUUUGAUGUCUAAGUGGCCGCCUAUGUGGGAUGUACAGGCCCCUCAUGGGCUUGGCGCUGCGUAGUCACGGGACCUGCUGAAAGGGGCUUCAGAG